AAUAAUCUGGAUAUGGAUUCACUCGAACCCGACCCACAUCCCUACAAUCGGUGCCCGUUUGACAUUUGAAAUUCUUCUUCCGGCGCCGGCAACCGCUGCCGGUGGUUUCAGCACAUUUAACAGAUAUACACUAUUAGGCUUACAAUGUCGAUGGCCGGCGACAACACUUGGGUUGGAAAAAAGCCACUGAGAAGAGUGGGAGGGAUGUCCGAUGCUCUCUCCAUUGCCGCCGAUCUCGGCUUCUCCGUCGCUCCUCCGCCUUCUCAGGAAGAUAUCCAGAACUUAUCCACCGGUGAAAAGGGGGAUGACUUGGUAAGGAUCUUGCGAGAAUUGACUGCUGUACAGAGGAAAAUCGCGGAUCUUCAAGUAGAACUUCAAGGCAGAAAGGAGGACAAGAAUGUUGCUCAUUUAACACAUGUGAGUGAGAUGGAGAAGAAGAUCGAGACGUUAGCUCGUAUCACAACUAUACUGAAAGAUGUUAUUCAGAACAAGGAUCGGAUUAUUGCUCGGCUCCAGCAACCUUACUCGUUGGACUGCAUACCUGUGGAAGCUGAGUACCAGAAACAAUUUUCGGAACUGCUGAUGAAAGCAGCAAGUGAUUACGGAGCAUUGACUGCUUCUGUUGGCGAUUUCCAGUGGAGCCAAAACUUUAAAGAACCACCUACAGUAUGGGGGGAAAUGCUUCGUCCAAUUCCAGUAGCGUUGGCAUCUUGCACUCGGUUCUUUGAAGCUAUGACUGCAAUGAGAGAUUCAUUCGCCAAACUCCAAACACUGAGAGUUGGUCAUUCGUCUCAGAGAGCGGCAAUAAUGGGUGAUUCUGAUUGCGUAACUCCUCCACAUUGGACAACUGAAUCGAGCUUCGAUGAUUUGGCAGUUAGAAAGCAAGGUGACGAUGCAAGCGGUGAAGUUGGAGUCGAAGAUUACGUAGAUGACACCACCCACAGGAGAUUGUCUUGGCCCUCGCCUGUUAAGAAAAUCGAGUCGUGAUUAUUACAAAAUAGUACAUUGUUUUUUUAAUCUAAAUAUGUGUAUCUUCAUAAUGUUUAGGGUUGAUUUAUUUUUUUUAUUUUUUUUGGAAAUCUAAUUCUUAGACAUAAGAAUAGAUGUUGUAUUCCUCUACUAAGUAUUCUUGAAUGUAUUUUACUAUCAACGAGUGGGGUUUUUGGCUAAA
Molecule: messenger RNA, 1171 nt
Organism: Erythranthe guttata (spotted monkey flower)
Lineage: Eukaryota; Viridiplantae; Streptophyta; Magnoliopsida; Lamiales; Phrymaceae
Biological process (GO): microtubule nucleation; spindle assembly; microtubule organizing center organization
Cellular component (GO): mitotic spindle microtubule
Source: RefSeq, a predicted model, not a curated record